AUGGAAAGUAGAUCGCAGUUAAUCAGUUCCGCUGUAGCAUUCCUUAGCGAUUCUGGUCUCAAAGAUGCUCCAUUAACUAAGAAGAUUGAAUUCUUGCAAAAUAAAGGUUUGACCGAAGAAGAGAUCGAACACGCAAUUAAUGAAUCCACAAGUAAGAAAACAACCAGUGGAGAUGGUAGUGUGUCUUCUAUCAAUGGUACAAACCCUGUUUCUAAGGUUUCAGAGUCGCCAGAAUAUCUGUAUGAGGCAUUACCUCCUCUACUUCCUCGCCGUGAUUGGAAAGAUUAUUUUGUAAUGGCAACAGCCACAGCUGGCCUACUUUACGGAGCAUAUGAAGUAACCAAAAGGUAUGUGAUCCCAAAUAUACUCCCCGAAUCGAAAACUAAGUUAGAGCAAGAUAAAGAGGAAAUAAAAUCUCAAUUUGAUAGAGUGGAUAAGGUACUUAAUGCCAUUGAACAGGAGCAAACUGAUUUGAGAGCGAAGGAGGAAGAGAAGUUGAACGAAUUGGAUACAAUGAUUAACGAAUUACACACGACGCUUGAACAAACAACAGAAACAAGAUCGAAAAUGGAAAGUGAAUUUAAAAUGUUGAAGCUGGAGAUGACAAAUCUUCAAAAUUCUUUAGAUAAUUUUAUCUCUAGCAACAAGAAUACGAAUGGGUUAGACAAAGUUAGCACUGAAGUAGAAUCAUUAAAAAAUCUUAUCAAAAGUUCAAAUCUCCAACAACUUGCUGACAAAUCUCACAUAGAUAAAAGAGAUGGCAUUCCCUCCUAUGUUUCAAAUGGUGUUCCAGGUAUUGAUGCUAUUCCAACAGCCAGUGACUUGUUGGCAAAACUAAAUAUUGACAAUGACGGCACCACCAAAAAUGGAGAAACGUUGAAAGAAAAGGAAGCCAAUGAAGAUGAUGUCCCUGCUUGGAAAAGAUCAAGGGAAAAGUCUCUUCAAGGUAAAAGUACGAGCUCAAUACCGGCUUGGCAGACUGAAUCCAAUAAUGCAACAGGUAGUGUCACUCUCCCAGAUUGGCAAACUGUUCUAGAGGAAGCUGGUGAGUCAGCACAUGCUUCAGACUCUAACAAAUGA
Naumovozyma castellii is the source of this 1080-nucleotide messenger RNA. It is a transcript of the gene PEX14, whose product is annotated as Pex14p. The record is from RefSeq and is a predicted model, not a curated record. The coding region runs from base 1 to 1080 and encodes 359 amino acids. Lineage: Eukaryota; Fungi; Ascomycota; Saccharomycetes; Saccharomycetales; Saccharomycetaceae. The transcript has a single exon.